CUCGAGGGCCCGUGGGAGCUGAGGCCAUGUGUCCGUGUGGCGGCGCGCGUCCCGCCGCAAGGCCUGAAGGUCGCCCUGCUGGGCCCCGGUGCGCCCCCGGCCGUGGUGGCGGGUUCCACGGCCUGUCCGCUGUCGGGAACCGGGCCGAGGAUGCCCCGGGCUCAGUCUGGGCAGCGCCGCCGGGCGCCUUCUGAACGCUGGCGGAGCAAGGACACGCUGCGCCACGAGCUGGGGACCGUCCCAGGGGUGCGGCGUUGA
Molecule: messenger RNA, 258 nt
Organism: Rangifer tarandus platyrhynchus (Svalbard reindeer)
Lineage: Eukaryota; Metazoa; Chordata; Mammalia; Artiodactyla; Cervidae
Source: the annotation of a GenBank genome assembly